UGCUGCAGAGAGCUUGAGUUUGUUGCUGACUUCCUUGGAGAGAUGGCCAGGACCAAGCAGACCGCCCGUAAGUCCACCGGUGGCAAAGCGCCGCGGAAGCAGCUGGCCACGAAGGCUGCGCGUAAAAGCGCUCCGGCCACGGGUGGCGUGAAGAAGCCUCACCGCUACCGUCCGGGCACGGUGGCGCUGCGCGAGAUCCGGCGGUACCAGAAGUCUACUGAGCUUCUGAUCCGCAAGCUGCCCUUCCAGCGCCUGGUGCGCGAGAUCGCGCAGGACUUCAAGACGGACCUUCGCUUCCAGAGCUCUGCGGUGAUGGCUCUUCAGGAGGCGAGCGAGGCUUACCUGGUGGGUCUGUUCGAAGACACGAACCUGUGCGCCAUCCACGCCAAGCGGGUCACCAUCAUGCCCAAAGACAUCCAGCUCGCCAGGCGCAUCCGCGGGGAAAGGGCUUAAAAAAACUAUAUUCCAGUUUAUUUCGACAAACUCGUAACAACCCAAAGGCUCUUUUAAGAGCCAC
Molecule: messenger RNA, 517 nt
Organism: Zootoca vivipara (common lizard)
Lineage: Eukaryota; Metazoa; Chordata; Lepidosauria; Squamata; Lacertidae
Source: RefSeq, a predicted model, not a curated record